Molecule: messenger RNA, 867 nt
Organism: Ctenopharyngodon idella (grass carp)
Lineage: Eukaryota; Metazoa; Chordata; Actinopteri; Cypriniformes; Xenocyprididae
Product: trypsin-2-like
Exons: 6
Coding region: 41-769 (242 amino acids)
Biological process (GO): proteolysis
Molecular function (GO): serine-type endopeptidase activity
Source: RefSeq, a predicted model, not a curated record
AGUGAGGUGUUGGGUCAUUGAACAGGAUCAUCAAGCCAUCAUGAGGUCUUUGGUUUUCCUUAUGUUUCUCAGCACAGCAUUUGCUGAAAAUGAUUUCAAGAUUGUUGGAGGAUAUGAAUGCAAGCCUCAUUCCCAGCCCUGGAUGGUGUUUCUGCGUGCGACUUCUCACCAAUGCGGUGGAACCCUGAUCAAUCAGAACUGGGUUCUGUCAGCUGCCCACUGCUACAGCUCCCAUAUAGAGGUUCGUCUGGGUAAACACAACAUUGCGGAGGAUGAGAGUAGCGAGCAGUCCAUCCUUUCUGAGCUUGUCAUUCCUCACCCCCAGUUUGAGUCUUCCACCCUUGACAAUGACAUCAUGCUGAUAAAGUUGAGCAAACCUGCGACUCUCAGUGAGAAUGUGAAGCCUCUGGACUUGCCCAAAAGCUGUGCUCCUCCUGAUACCAUGUGCAGAGUCUCCGGCUGGGGAAUCACCAUGAGCGAGACCACUGAUUCUGAUAAGCUGCAGUGUCUGAAUCUUCCCAUCAUCUCCGAUCGUGACUGUAACAUUUCCUACACUGGCCUAAUCACUGGCUCCAUGUUCUGCGCUGGAUACCUGGAGGGAGGAAAGGGCGUUUGCCAGGGUGACUCUGGUGGUCCUAUGGUGUGUAAUGGUGAGAUACAGGGUAUUGUGUCAGCGGGUGGCCGUUGUGCUGGAAAAGAUCAGCCUGGUAUUUUUACUAAGGUCUGCCUGUUCAACACCUGGAUCACUGAGACUAUAAACAAAUACUAAAAACUGCUUAAGAUUCCACACAACUGAAUAUUCCCAGUGUGAAACCUGUCGACAGUUUAUAUUGAUUUAAUGUGCAAAUAAAAUAAUUUGAAGAAUUA